CGGCGGGGUGCUGCCAAGGCCCAAGGCCCGGCUUCUGGGACCCCAUCGGCCGGUACAAGUGGGAUGCCUGGCACAGCCUGGGGACGAUGUCCAAGGAGGAGGCGAUGGCAGCUUAUGUGGCCGAGAUGAAGAAAGUGGCCCAAAAGAUCAUUGACACUGUGCCCAUGGACGAGACGACGGAGGAGAUGUUUGGGUACUUUGAGCCGCUCUAUGAGGUGAUCCGUGACAUGCCCCGGCCCCCCGAGGCCUUCUUCAAGAAGAAAGGGGGCAGUCAGGAGCGGACGGCCGACCCCUGCCAGGACGACCCAGCCAGCAGCCCGGCGCUGGAGCACCCUGCAGCUGUCCUACGUGAGGAGCAGCGGAAUGGGCAGCACGUGCCAGGAGGUGGGCCGGCUCCUGCCACCCAGACGUGCGAGGGCAGCCAGGUGACCAGUGACUCCGAGGGGGACGUGUACUGUGAUAGCCUGGAGCAGAUGGAGCCCGAGCAGGCUGGGCAGCCGCUGGGUCUCUCCCCGACCGGCAUCCAGGCCGGGGCUGAGCCACCAACGCCCUGUGGCGCUGGGCAGGGAGAGCGGUGUGAAGGCAGAAGACGAGAGGGGAGGAGCAGCACUGGCCUCGCAGCCCUGGGCCCCCAGAGAGAUCUCCAGCUCGCCGGGGCAGGGCAGGACGCUGGGAGUGCCCCCGAGCUUGCCCAGGGGCUACCAGCCGAGCUGGAUGCCCGUGUGGCCAGCACUGUCCGAGCCCUGCAGGAUGACAUGCGGCGAGUGCUGGAGCGUCUGGGCGAGCUGGAGACGCUGGCCUCCGUGCAGGGGGAGGCAGCUGGGACCGACCCUGGCCAGCCCCUUGCUCUGCAGGUGAGUUGA
Messenger RNA from Egretta garzetta (little egret), 863 nucleotides. RefSeq names its product acyl-CoA binding domain containing 4 (gene ACBD4). Gene Ontology annotation, molecular function: fatty-acyl-CoA binding. NCBI's taxonomy places the organism in Eukaryota, Metazoa, Chordata, Aves, Pelecaniformes, Ardeidae. The record is from RefSeq and is a predicted model, not a curated record. Bases 87 to 863 code for a protein of 258 amino acids. The transcript is spliced from 8 exons. Gene Ontology annotation, biological process: fatty acid metabolic process.